This is a messenger RNA of Coccinella septempunctata (seven-spotted ladybird), 3707 nucleotides long. RefSeq lists its product as uncharacterized. The transcript has 10 exons. Gene Ontology annotation, molecular function: guanyl-nucleotide exchange factor activity; protein binding. The coding region runs from base 312 to 3563 and encodes 1083 amino acids. The record is from RefSeq and is a predicted model, not a curated record. NCBI's taxonomy places the organism in Eukaryota, Metazoa, Arthropoda, Insecta, Coleoptera, Coccinellidae.
AAAACAUAUCGAAAUUAUGUUUCUUCUCUUAUAAUUCAUAACUUUCAGUCAACAAAUACAAAAAAAUCAAAGAUAUUUGAAAAAAUAAACAGAUUUUAAGGUUACUUUUAGUUGUCAAAUAUGACAACGAACUUGUAAUUAUUUUGUGUAUUUCUAAUUAUAAAUACAUAAGAGGAUAUUUUUUCUAAUUUAGUACCAUCACUGUAUAAUGUCCCAAAACUGUGAUAUCAAUUUAAUCUGAUUUUCCCAUCGCUAAUUUAUAUGUAGUUUCAUUGAAAUUAACCAGAAUUCUGGAUUAAUGGGAGAAGAAUAUGGCUUCCGAACCUAUUGUAGUUCAAGCUAUAUUCUCAUUCAAAGGAACCAAUAACGAUGAACUUUGUUUCAAGAAAGGGGAUAUAAUAACUGUCACCCAAAAAGAUGAGGGAUGGUGGGAAGGAACUUUGAAUGGUCAAACUGGUUGGUUCCCUAGUAAUUAUGUGUUCGAAUGUGCUGAUGCUCCAAAACCAAAAGCACAAAAUACUCAGUAUAAAAGUGUUGUUUUGAGGGAUUUAAUAGAUUCAGAAAAAGCUCAUGUAACUGAACUGGAAGGACUUGUUACAAAUUUUUUACAACCCUUAGAAAAAAAUUCAUUAUUAUCAGGAGAUGAAUAUAAACAAUUGACCAGUAAUAUCAAUGAAGUAUUAGAAACACACCAAAUGCUAUUGAAUUUAUUAGAAAAAGAAGAGUCGAAGCCUGGAAAUGAUCAAAAAGUUGGUAAACUAUUUCUCAAUUGGGCACCAAAAAUAAAAAAUGUUCAUCAAACAUAUUGCUCUUUACAUCCCAGGGCUGUUUGUAUAUUAGAUAAAUAUAAAGAUGAACUCACAAAAUAUAUGGAAUCCAAAGGUGCCACAAGCCCAGGAGUGCUUGUUCUCACAACAAUGCUGAGUAAACCUUUCAGAAGACUCGAAAAAUACGCGGGAAUGUUGCAAGAACUUGAGAGGCAUAUCGAAGAAUUUCACUCAGACAGAGGAGAUACUCAAAGAUCUGUCGCAAUAUUCAAAGAUAUAGCCUCCACAUGCGCCGCUACAAGAAGGCAAAAAGAAUUGGAACUUCAAGUAUUAACGGGCCCUAUACGAAACUGGGAAGGACCAAGUUUAUUAACCUUUGGAGAAAUUAUUUAUAUGGGGUCUGUUGCUGUUGGACCCCAACACAAUGACAAGUAUUUUGUACUUUUUCCAUCCUGCCUUUUGAUUUUGUCUGUUAGUCAUAGAUUGAGUGCUUUCAUCUAUGAGGGAAAAUUACCUUUGUCUGGUUUGUCAGUAACAAGACUACCAGAUAGUGAUCAGUAUAAGAAUGCUUUCGAGAUAAGCACAAGUAUGACUGAGAAAAAGAUUGCUGUUUGUCAGAGUAAGGAUGAGGCGAACUACUGGGUGGAACUGCUCAAAAAACAACUGCCAAAAAAUUCUAGUACUAGUGAACUCAACCCAAAAGCAUCACCUUCCCAGGCUCACUUUGUCCCUCAACCCCCUCCACAUCUGAAUCUACGUGGGUAUUGCAACCGUUCCUCUGUAGUGAAUUUCAGACCCAAAAUAGACUAUGAGUUGUUACUACCUCCUGAAGACUACCCCUCAGCAGCUCCCUUCGCCUCUUUAACUCGUUAUUUCCGAAAACUCGUGAAAGAAAAGCAGAUUAAUAGAAGUCUUUUAAAAAAAUUACUAUAUCCAGAAUACCUCAAUAAAUUCAAUCUGAACUUGGUGAAGAUUCGACACCACCGAACCGAAUGUGUGAUAUUUACCAAAGAUGUACAUUGUAGAGACAGUAUAAUUAAGUGUGAUAGUGACGAGGAUUCUAGUAGUGAAAGUGAUAAUUUAAAAAAUAAAAGAAAUAGGAGAGUUAAAAAAUCGUUUCAAAAAUCAUCCUCAGACGACGAUAGUUCCGAUGGUAGUUCUAGUAACCCUUUUGGUUAUAUACGGUAUUACAACCCCCAAACUGGUUCUACAGCUAACUCCGAAACGCGUUUUGAGAGUUUUGUUGAUUAUGGUGAACCCACACCUGAGCCUAAGAUGGUCGAAGAUACAGAUAAAAAACAAAGUAUUCUUCUCACUUCAAUGGCUAAAAUCCGACUGAACAAGCAGGAUUCAGAGAAUUCUGAUGCAAGCUCAAUGUAUUUGUCGAAAGAAAAGACGGCUUUUCAUGAUCUCACCAAUUUAAAAGCAAGCUUGGAAAUUGGGAACGAUUUAAAAGCACCUCAAGUAUAUUUUCCCUCUAUCAGGCAAAGUUGUCCCACGAAAAUGGUGGGGAAUAAGUUCAAUCAAUGCAGUAUGACUUUUAUUCCAAUUCCUUCAUAUAGUAACAGUGAUAACAAUCUCACUUACCCUGGAAAUAAUAAUAAUAAUACUACCGAGAGGAUUUCGGAAGCCUCAAGUACAACUACACAUUCCUCUAGCUUGGAGCUGCCUGUGAAUACCAUACCUUUACCGGACCCAAUGGUAGCUGAACUCCUAUACAAUUUCGAUCAGUGUGACAUAGAGGUUGAUGAACAUAGAAGCUUAAGACGAAGUCAGAGUAAUCGCAAUGUAAGCACGUCCAAGUCUGUAGUAGCUCCACCUUCGAUGUUCCAGAAUGAAACUGAAUCGGCAUCUGAUAAAGUAGAGCCAUCUCUAAGUCUGUCUAUGAAAAACGUCGGUUUCAGGACGCACAGUAUAAAUUCGGACAAGCCCAAACGGAGAUCUAGCGUUCAAAUAAAUCCAAGUUCGAACAAUUACGCAUCCAAGGAGAAAAUGAGGCGAUGUAUAAGUACCCAAUUUCUACAGAUGUCAUCAAACAAGUUCGGAAAUUCCAAAACAAGCUCUACUGGUCAAGGUUCUUUGUGCGAGUUUUGCAUAGACGGUCUUCAUAGUCCACGCUCUUCGGAUUCUGGCAUGGCACGAAGUUGCACGAUGCUAUCCCCCGAUCUUUCCAAUCUCAACGAUUUGCCAACUUGUUCCAACGAUGGACUCUGCAGUUCGGAAAUGCACAAUCUGUUUCAGAAGUACAGCGAUUUCUCCAUGUUGAAUUCAGAUGCGAGGAACGUGAUGUCGCCCACUGAAUUCGAUGCCGCUGAUUUUGAAUUGCAGUGUCCUUGCAUGUCUCCUUUUGGUUCGACGCCUAGGACUUCUUGUCAGACCUCCAUCUCUGAAAAUACACCUACCGGAUCUCAUGAUAGUCUCAGAAAAUCCGUCACAACUAGCAUUAAUCUAUGUACCGAAGGAUCUCCGUCUAGAAUUCAUUCCAAUAGUGUUGAAAUCAAUACUAGAAACAGCCGAGAAAGUUGCACUUCGAAAAGAGAUUCGUUGAGCGUCAAGUCCAGAUCUACCGGUAAUCUUCUGGAUCCAGAGGCUGAAUUGGCGAAGGUAGAGCUGGAUGAGGAUGGUACGCCUAUGCUGUAUUCGUCUGGUCUAUAUGCCCAUUGGUGGUUGAAGGCAAAGAUACCUGCUGAAGUUGUUAAGGGAAUUUAUAUGGACACUCGAUCGCCAACUACAGAUGUCUCCACUAGUAGCAGCGUCAAGCAUCCCCAAUCGCCAAACAGGAAAAACAAACAAUAGGCACACGCCAACACCCCCGCCCCAUGGUAACCUAAGCAACCAUAGAUGCUGGUCAGCUUGUUGUCUAAGACCAUCUCCACCUUUGCGCCUUUGCUUAGCAAGAGGUAGCACGGUAAACGGACUGUAUAACAGAUCGCACAAUAA